Hevea brasiliensis (rubber tree) is the source of this 4535-nucleotide messenger RNA. Its product is annotated as disease resistance protein RPV1-like. Gene Ontology annotation, molecular function: ADP binding; protein binding. Gene Ontology annotation, biological process: signal transduction; defense response. The record is from RefSeq and is a predicted model, not a curated record. The transcript is spliced from 6 exons. Lineage: Eukaryota; Viridiplantae; Streptophyta; Magnoliopsida; Malpighiales; Euphorbiaceae. The coding region runs from base 427 to 4251 and encodes 1274 amino acids.
CUUUGUUUCUAGAACACUUGACUUGCUAAAAAACAGUGAGAAGCCAAUGUAUCUGUCCCUCUUGGCAUAAAAUUUCCUUUUGAGCAGUUAUAGUAUUGAAACUGAUCUCAGAGGUAUGCAAUUCAAGAAAAAUAGAGUGUCCAUCAAUUGCUGCAAUACUCAAGAUAGCUUUAUGUUGGGCUCAUAACCCUGUUGUGUUUUUUCCUUUUGGCUCCUUUUUUCUGAAGUUGAGGAUCAUUUUGAUGGUUUUAGAGUUUCAGUUGGCUAGACUCCACGGUCCUAGGAGACAAAGAGGUAAGUUUUCAGUAGGGAGAAGGGUGUUAUGUCACAAGAAUUUACUUUACACUUCUCACUGGAUGUGGAAAGUGAGAAAUUGCUUGAACAAGUGAGAAAAGUUACUUGGUGUAAAUACACUUGUAAGCUCUGAUGGCUUCCAUGAGAAUCCAAACAGCUUGUCCUUCAUCUUCAUUCUCUCCAUCUUUUUCAAGCCCUCAAUGGAAAUAUGAUGUCUUCCUAAGUUUUAGAGGAAAGGACACCCGCAAAUGCUUCACAGACCAUCUGUAUGUUGCUUUAAACCAGAGAGGAAUAGUUGCCUUUAGGGAUGACCCAAGCCUUGAGAGAGGGAAAGAAAUUGCUCCUGAACUUUUGAAAGCAAUUGAAGAGUCAAGGUUUUCAAUUGUUAUUUUCUCAAGAAAUUAUGCAUCAUCAAGCUGGUGUUUGGAUGAACUUGUGAAGAUUCUUGAGUGCAUGAACACUAAGGGACAAAUAAUUUUCCCAGUGUUCUACAAUGUUGAUCCUUCUGAUGUACGGAAACAUAAAGGGAAUUUUGAGAAAGCUUUUGCUAAGCAUGAGGAAGAUUUUGGGCAGAAUUCAGAGAAGAUUAAAAAGUGGAGGACUGCUCUGACAAAAGUAGCCAAUCUAUCUGGAUGGGAUUCACAGAACAGACAUGAAGCGAAGUUGAUUCGAGAUAUUGUUGAAGAUAUAUUUGCUAGAUUGAAUCAUGCCUUCUCAGCCCCAACUAAGAAUCUUAUUGGAAUAAAUUAUCAUCUAGAGAAACUGAAUUUGUGCUUAGCUAUGAGGUCUGACGAUGUUCGCAUCAUAGGCAUCCAUGGGAUGGGAGGGAUUGGAAAGACAACUCUUGCUAGAGUAAUUUUUGAUAGGAUAUCCAAUCAAUUUGACUCUAGCAGCUUUCUUGCCAAUGUCAGGGAGAUUUCUGAUUCUGAAAGAAAUGGUCUAGUUGUUCUACAAAAUCAGCUUCUUUGUGAAAUCUUGAAGGAAGAGAAUAUUAAAAUUUGGGAUAUUUACAAAGGAAGCAAAAUGAUAAAGAAUAGACUUUGUCGCAAAAGGAUUCUUGUUGUUCUUGAUGAUGUGGAUAAACCAGACCAAUUAGAGUCUUUGGUUGGACACCGUUAUUGGUUUGGCUCAGGAAGUAUAAUCAUAAUUACUACUAGAGAUGUACAUUUGCUUGUUCAGAAUGAUGUAGAUGAAGUGUAUAAAAUGGAGGAAUUAAAUCAUGACGACGCUUUUAAACUUUUUAGUUUGAAAGCGUUUAGGAGUGGCCAUCCUGUGGAAGGUUUUGUAGAGCUGUCCCAAGAAUUUGUGAGAUAUUCUCAAGGACUUCCAUUGGCCCUUGAAGUUCUUGGUAGCUUUUUGAAAGGUAGAAGUGUAGAUCAAUGGAUGAGUGCAUUGGGAAGGCUAAAAGAACAUUCUGAUAAGAAAAUUUUGGAUAGACUUGAAAUAAGUUACCAUGGACUAGAACCAACUGAAAAGAAGAUAUUUCUAGAUGUUGCAUGUUUUUUCAAAGGGAUGGAUAAAGAUUAUGUAAUGAAUUUGCUUGACAGUUUUGGAUUUUAUGCAGCCAUUGGAAUUGGUGUUCUCAUUGAUAAAUCUCUGAUAACUAUUGAUGACAAUAAUAGAUUGUGGAUGCAUGAUUUGUUGCAAGAAAUGGGUCGAAAGAUUGUUUGGAAAGAAUCACCUGAUGUAGGAAAGCGCAGCAGGUUAUGGGCUGAUGAGGAUGUCUAUCAUGUGUUGACUGAAAAUUUAGGGACAGAAGCAGUUGAAAUGAUGACUUUCAACUUAUUCAGACAAAAAGAGGUAAACUUGAGUGCCAAAGCCUUCUCAAAGAUGGGCAAACUAAGAUUCCUCAAAAUCUCGAAUGUGCAACUUCCCCGAGGCUUAGAAGUCCUUUCUAAUGAGAUAAGAAUUCUUGAAUGGCAUGGGUAUCCUUUGGAAUCUCUGCCAUUAUGCUUCAAACCAGAAAAACUUGUUGAGCUGCACAUGCCUUAUAGCUGCAUCAAACAACUGUGGAAUGGAACCAUAGCUCUGUAUGAGUUAAAAUUUGUCAAUCUCAGCCAUUCACAAGCCGUGAUAAGAACCCCUGAUCUCACUGGGGCCCCAAACCUUGAGAAACUAGUUCUGAAUGGUUGUACCAGCUUAGUAGAAGUUCACCCAUCAAUUGGGCUUCUCAAACGGCUCAUCAUCUUAAGUAUGGUAAAUUGCAGAUGCCUUCAGACGCUUCCAAUCAGCAUUGAAAUGCAAUCUUUACAAGUUCUUAAUCUCUCUGGCUGCUCUGAAUUGAAGAAGUUCCCAGAAAUUAAAGGAAAUAUGGAAAACUUAUCAAGGCUGUAUUUAGAUGGGACUGCUAUUGAAGAACUACCAUUGUCGAUUGAACAUCUCACUGGCCUUGUCCUGUUGGAUCUGAAAUAUUGCAAAAACCUUAUCAGUCUUCCAAGCAGCAUUUGUCAUCUCAUUUCUCUUAAAAAACUCACUCUCUGUUGCUGCUUUAAAUUGAAGAAGUUCCCAGAAAUUAAAGGAAAUAUGGAACACUUAAAAAGCCUGUAUUUAGAUGGGACUGCUAUUGAAGAACUACCAUUGUCAAUUGACCAUCUCACUGGCAUUGUUUGGUUGAGUCUGGGACAUUGCAGAAACCUUAUCAGUCUUCCAAGCAGCAUUUGUCAUCUCAAUUCUCUUGAAGCUCUCAUUCUUUCUGGUUGCCUUAAAUUGAAGAAGUUCCCAGAAAUUAAAGGAAAUAUGGAACGCUUAUUCCUCCUGUAUUUAGAUGGGACUGCUAUUGAAGAACUACCAUUGUCAAUUGGCCAUCUCACUGGCCUUGACCUAUUGAAUCUGGAAAACUGCAAAGAACUUAUCAUUCUUCCAAGCAGCAUUUGUGACCUCAAAUAUCUUCGAACCCUCACUCUUUCUGGCUGCUCAAAACUUAAGUUGUCAGAGAAGUUUGGAAAUGAGAUGCUAGCCCUCCCACAUCAACAUGGGGGUGCACGGAUGAUUCGGAGUAUUUUCGAACGAGACAAAAUGAGGGAAUUAAGCAGUUUUAGACUGAACAUAUUAUCAAAUUUCAAAUCCUUGAGAUCACUAAAUCUAAGCAAUUGCAAUUUGACAGAAGGAACAGUUCCAAGUGGUCUUGGUUGCUUAUCGUCGUUAAGGAGAUUGGAUUUAAGUGAUAAUGAAUUUGUUAUUCUACCUGUGAGCCUCAGCCAACUUUCAAGUCUUACACAUCUUUACUUGGAUGGUUGCAAAAGGCUUCGAUCACUGCCAGGACUUCCAGCAAAUGUAGAAUUUGUGGGGGCAAAUCAUUGCAUUGAACUGGAAACUUUCCCAAAUCUUCUAGGGCCAGGCACUAAAAGGUUUUCAAGAUUCGAUCUUUUCAAUUGCCAUAGAUUGGACGAUUAUCACAAUUGCAAUAGUUGGGCAUGGACAUCGCUGAAAAGAUGUUUUAAGGGAACCUACUAUAUCGAUUUUUGUCUUCCUGGAAGUGAAAUUCCAGAAUGGUUCAGAAAGCAGAGCAUGGAAUCUUCAGCAAGUAUAGAUCUACUCCCACAUUGCAAUGAUAUUAAUCCGAUGGGAUUUGCUGUCUGCGCUAUUUUUAGACUUCGACGUCUGAAUUAUCCAGAUAAAUAUAGAAGAUAUGACAAUCAUUGCCCAGAAAAGUCCAUAAGAGCUGAUUUCCGUUUUAAUGAUGUUGUCUUCUUCGGCAUCGACCGCACUAUCUGUAGUAAGCCAGUGAGAAAUUCUGCUCAAAUUGGGUCAGAUCAUCUUUGGCUAAUGUAUACACGCGAAUGCCCAAAUUGGGAUUCAGGGAAUGAGCUUGAUCGCAUUACAGUUUCAUUUAGGGGCAACACAGAAUCUGAUUGGGACUUGGAAAUUAGAAAGUGUGCAGUCGGCCUUAUAUGUGCACCAAAAAAUAAUCAAAGAAAAGGAAGGGAUCAUAACUGGGCAAAACUUUUUUUACUUUGAUGGAGCAGACACUGGUGGAAGUAGCAGCCCUACUGAAGAACCACAACCUAAAAGCUUCAAAAAGAUUUGAGUUUUGUUCUGGUGGAAGCAGAAACUUUCGUUCAUUUCAAGCUCGUGUAUUUGAGCAACCUUUUGAGAGGCGCUCGAACAAUUAUUGUGCAAUAUAUUAAGCUUGAAAGCUUGUGGUAUUAUGAUAAAUUAAAUAACGUCAAUUGUCACCAUUGAAUUGUCAUUACGAACGGAGAUUGAACUCUUUAGAAGGCAAACUUUGUUUAUUUUGUGCA